This is a messenger RNA of Aquila chrysaetos chrysaetos, 1166 nucleotides long. RefSeq names its product solute carrier family 31 member 2 (gene SLC31A2). The record is from RefSeq and is a predicted model, not a curated record. Gene Ontology annotation, biological process: copper ion transmembrane transport. Gene Ontology annotation, molecular function: copper ion transmembrane transporter activity. Gene Ontology annotation, cellular component: membrane. The coding region runs from base 125 to 535 and encodes 136 amino acids. Lineage: Eukaryota; Metazoa; Chordata; Aves; Accipitriformes; Accipitridae. The transcript has 4 exons.
CGGGACGGGACCGGCGGGGCUGGGCUGCACCGGGACGGGACGGGACGGGCCGGGCCGGGACCGGCGGGGCUGGGCUGCACCGGGACGGGACGAGCUGCACCGGGCCGGGCUCCGCACCGCCGCCAUGCAGAUGUCCUUCUACUUCUCGGACACGGCAGUGCUGCUCUUUGACUUCUGGAGCGUCCACACGCCCACCGGGAUGGUGCUCUCGGUGCUGGUGAUCCUGUUGCUGUCGAUGUUUUACGAAGCCAUCAAGAUGGGCAAGGCCGUGCUGCUGCGGCGGGCGCUGCUGGCUCUGCCCCGCAGCCUCAGCCAGGAGUCACUGGUGGAGCCGGAGGAGGGGGGCACCGGCCCUGCGCAGGGCAGGUGGUUUCGGUACCAUGUCGGCCAGACGCUGUUUCACGUGGUGCAGGUGGUGCUGGGCUACAUGGUGAUGCUGGCCGUCAUGUCCUACAACGCCUGGAUUUUCCUCGGGGCCAUCGCGGGCUCCACGCUAGGCUAUUUCAUGGUGUACCCCCUGCUCGGUCGGGGCUAGGCAACCCCCCGGGACGGUGAGCGAUGUGCUCCGCACCUCCUGCUACUUUGUCUGGAAUAGCUGCUGUCACUUCUGCUGGGUCUGUCCUCGUCCCCGUGCUGAGGGACACAGCACCCCAGGGACUUGCUGCGGGGACCCUCAGUGCUGGCCCGACUCAGGUGGGCAGGCGCUGGGGAAGGGGAGCCCCGUGGGCAGUGCUCUGCCACGCUGCCAUCGCCACCGUCCUCGGCUGGUGGCUGUCCCCCAGCUCUCAGGGAGCUUUGGCUGGGUGAUGAUGGCUGCGGGGUGCUGGGCAUUUCGUUCCCCCCACGCAUACUUUUCGGGGGGGUUCAUCCUGGCUGGAAUGGGAAUGGUCCAGUGACCUGCUGGGGAAGGGGACUUGAUGGGGACAGGCACCCUUGCCCUCCUGCCCAGAGCUGACCUGCACCAAGCCCCUCUUCACACAGUGCCUUCUGGGGAUAACGGGGGUCCUGCUGCCCCCCUCCUCGCCCCCUACUCCUGCGCAGUGCUUCAGGGAUGGGGUCGGACCAGCCCCCGAGCCGUCAGUGUGGCCGUGCCGAGGGGAAGCUGCUGCUGUGGGUGCCUCUUGCUGCUUCCUUGGGACGCCCCUUUUAAUAAAAUCGUCUAAGUC